ACAUUUAUUUUAAAUAAGCAAUAAUAAUACUCUAUUUCCUUUGCUUUUGUAACAAAUCAAAAACAAAUAAUUUCAAUAACAACAAGAGGAAGAAGAAACAACAGUCACACAAUUACGCACCUGAGCCUCCUGAGCUUCCCCCAAUUCCCCCAAACAGUUUGUAGCGAGUAAAUUAUGGUGUGGUGAUGAUCAUGGCCACUGCCGUCGUCGGACUGCACACCGCCACCGGAAAAAGCCUCCUCCGCCUCGGCGCUACCUCCUACUACUCCGAUCUCUCCGCCGAAAGGCUCAAUUGCUCCGCAGAUCCCUCCACCACCACCUCCUCCUCCUCCUCGAUCAAUUUCAUCUCCGCCUCCGGCGAUAAAUCACGGUCACGACGCCGCCCGCACUCCAUCAAAGCCCUAAGAGAUCCUCACCCCUGCCUCUCCGAUCCAGAUCAUCUCGUCGAUGCGGUGCUUCUGCUGCAGAAAUCUAUGCUCGAGAAGCAAUGGAAUCUCGCCCCUAAAUCUGAGGUCACUUGUUCCGGAACAUCCGCCCGCCGCCGCAGGCUGGAAUCCAGGAAGAGAGUUGAAAAGCCGAUUAUGAAUCCCGAGCUUCUUCGCAGAGGCUAUGUCAAGAGCGACCAGCUCCUCACUCAUUCCCAAGUCGUUCAGCUUUCGCACAAAAUUAAAGCAGGCCUUGCCUUGGAAGAGCGAAGGGCAAGGCUGAAGCAAAGAUUAGGGUGCGAGCCCUCGGAUGAGCAGCUUGCGGCCUCCCUGAGGAUGAGCCGUGCUAAUCUGCAGUCGAAGAUGAUUGAGUGCUCGCUGGCCAGAGAGAAGCUGGCGAUGAGCAAUAUCCGGCUCGUCAUGUCUAUUGCUCAACGAUACGACAACAUGGGUGCUGAAAUGCCUGAUCUUAUUCAGGCCGGUCUAAUUGGAUUGCUACGGGGGAUUGAGAAGUUUGAUUCUUCAAAGGGAUUCAAGAUCUCUACCUAUGUGUAUUGGUGGAUAAGACAGGGUGUUUCAAGAGCUUUAGUCGAGAGCUCUAGAACCCUAAGGCUGCCAACGCAUUUACACGAAAGGCUAACUUUGAUCAGAAAUGCAAAGGCUAGGCUUGAAGAAAGAGGAGUAACUCCAUCUAUUGAUAGAAUUGCUGAGAGUCUCAACAUGACUGAGAGGAAAGUGAGGAAUGCUACUGAGGCAGUCAGCAAGGUUUUCUCUCUUGACAGAGAAGCAUACCCCUCUUUAAAUGGUCUUCCCGGAGAAACUCUUCAUAGUUACAUUGCAGAUACUCACAUCGAGAAUAACCCAUGGACUGGAGUUGAUGAAUGGGCGCUUAAGGAUGAAGUAGAUAAACUUAUUAGUGUGACGUUGCGAGAAAGGGAACAGGAUAUUAUCCGUCUAUACUAUGGCCUAGAUAAUGAAUGCCUCACUUGGGAAGACAUUAGCAGACGGAUAGGGUUGUCGAGAGAGAGAGUAAGGCAGGUGGGGCUCGUGGCGCUAGAGAAAUUAAAACAUGCUGCCAGGAAAAGCGGAUUGGAGGCAAUGUUGGUGCAACACUGAUAGCUAUAAAUACUGUGAGCUUAAUGUAUAUAUAGAGCAGAAAAAGGACGUUAUACAUGAGGAUCAUAUGCCAUUUUUACACAAUAUUCAUAAGGAUGUACUUACAAUUUUUAGACAUGUUA
Salvia hispanica is the source of this 1663-nucleotide messenger RNA. It is a transcript of the gene SIGA, whose product is annotated as sigma factor A. NCBI's taxonomy places the organism in Eukaryota, Viridiplantae, Streptophyta, Magnoliopsida, Lamiales, Lamiaceae. The record is from RefSeq and is a predicted model, not a curated record. Gene Ontology annotation, molecular function: DNA-binding transcription factor activity. Gene Ontology annotation, biological process: DNA-templated transcription initiation; regulation of DNA-templated transcription.